AUGCACCAGGAGCGCAUUACGGCGGCGCCCAAGAGUUCAGUUACGUCGGUGCAGGCCAACUUCUUGCCCGAUCCGUUGUCGCGCCAGAUUUUGGAGCUCAGUACCCACCCAGCCGUCGAUUCGCUCGACUCCAAGUAG
Saprolegnia diclina VS20 is the source of this 138-nucleotide messenger RNA. RefSeq lists its product as hypothetical. The transcript has 3 exons. The record is from RefSeq and is a predicted model, not a curated record. NCBI's taxonomy places the organism in Eukaryota, Oomycota, Saprolegniomycetes, Saprolegniales, Saprolegniaceae. The coding region runs from base 1 to 138 and encodes 45 amino acids.